AAGUCAUCGAUCUUUCUAAGAAAAUUUCUUCAUUCUCUCUCUCUCUCUCUCUUACAUGAGACACAAGAACAGAGCAAUGGAACUAGAAAUGGAGGAAGAGAAAAUGGAUAUCUAUUCAGAGACCAACAAGUUACUCAAUAAUCACUAUUCAAAACCCAUCAAGAGUGGUUUCAAGACCUUGCCACUCAUCAUAGUAAAUGAAUCGCUAGAGAAAGUUGCGAGCUAUGGGUUGAUGCCCAACAUGAUUUUCUACUUAAUUAGGGUUUAUCACAUGGAAAUUGUUACUGGGUCGAUCGUGCUCUCUCUCUGGUCAGCUACUUCCAAUGCUUUGGGAAUUUUCGGAGCUGUUCUCUCGGAUUCUUACUUGGGUCGGUUCCGGGUCAUUGUUAUUGGAUCCAUCUCUAGCCUCCUUGGAAUGACUUUUCUUUGGUUAACUGCCACGAUUCCACAUUUGAAACCUCCGCCUUGUGAACAGCUCAAGCACAAUUGCAACUCUCCAACAACAGCCCAACUUGCUGUAUUGUUCUCUUCUUUUGGGCUAAUCUCCAUUGGUGCUGGUUGCAUUAGACCUUGUUCUAUAGCCUUUGGUGCAGACCAAUUGGACGAUAAAGAAAACCCCAAUAAUGAGAGGAAUUUACAGAGCUUCCUUUACUGGUAUUAUGCUUCGGGUGGACUCUCUGCAGUUGUUGCUUUAACUGUUAUCGUAUACAUUCAAGAUCAUUGGGGUUGGCAAAUUGGGUUCGGAGUCCCUGCUAUCCUCAUGGCUCUCUCUACUCUAGUAUUCUUAAUGGGUUCUUCUAUUUAUGUUAAAGUUAAACCUAGCCAGAGCUUGUUCACUGGAUUUGUUCAAGUUCUAGUUGUGGCAUUUAGAAAGAGAAAACUCAGUCUCCAUCCAAGUGAUUAUGAUGACUCUCAGAACGUUGAAUUGAAGCUCCUUUCAUCAUCUGACAACUUAAGGUGGCUAAACAAAGCUUGUAUAACUAAAGACCCACAGAGAGAGCUCAACCCAGAUGGAUCACCUUCAAAUCCAUGGGUUCUCUGCACUGCAGAUCAAGUUAAUUCACUGAAAGCAUUUCUUAGAGUCAUCCCCAUGUGGUCCACCGGCAUUGUGUUCACAAUCAGCAUGAACCAACUAUCAUUUUCCACACUUCAAGCAAACACUAUGAACAGACAUGUUACCUCAAAUUUUGAGAUUCCAGCUGGGUCCUUCGUUAUUUUCAUGAUUUUCACUGUAAUGCUGUGGGUUGCCUUUUAUGAUCGCAUAAUGGUGUCCUUAUUAGCCAAAUAUACCAGCUACUCACGUGGGCUCAGUCCCACAGUUCGAAUGGGAAUUGGAUUACUUCUCUCAUGCAUGGCUACUGCAAUGGCAGCCAUAGUAGAGUCUAUAAGACGAGGAAUGGCAAUUAAUCAAGGACUGGAGGAUGAUCCCAGUGGCCUGGUAAACAUGUCUGCAAUGUGGCUCUUGCCACAGUAUAUCAUGCUUGGGUUGGCUGAGGCUAUGAAUCCAACUGGGCAGAUAGAGUUUUACUAUUCCCAAUUCCCGAAAAGCAUGACUAGCAUUGCAAUGGCUCUUUUCACUCUCGCGAUGGCCGUGGCUAGCCUGGUGGGGAGCGUUCUGGUGGGUAUUGUGCAUCGCAUUACUACUAACGGAGGUAAAGUAAGUUGGUUGUCGAGCAAUCUUAACAAAGGUCACGUAGAUUACUAUUACUGGCUCAUUACUUUCUUUGGUUUACUCAACUUUGUUUAUUUUCUCAUCUGUUGUCGAGCAUAUAGGCCUUCUAAGGAUGACAGAACUAGGUCUUCUGAUAAUACAGAUGGAGAAUCUGAUUAAUCUUAAAAUUUUAUGCAUAAUUCAUGAAUCUUCAUGCAUUGCAUAUAAGAGCCAAUGUCUACAUUCUAACUCAUGAUAGAUCAUAUUGAUGUAUUGUAACAUCAAACUCAAAUUAUUAAUGUACAAGGUACAUGAACAACUCAAAGCCCUGGAUUUUUGCAUAUUUGAAAUAAAAACAGAUUUAUGUUCUGAUUGUUGUCAUUCCAUUAGCAUUGUAUACUGUGUGCAAACAAUAAUAGAGUGAUAGAGUUCUACUCUUGAUGAUUGGUUUAAUUAAUUUGUAACGCAUUUUUCUUUUUCUUUUCUUUUUUUUUUUUGUGAUGAAUAUGACGUUUUACAAGUGAACUUUCAAGGCUUCAAGCAACACAACAUAUCAUAACUAUGAUUGCCUACGUAUUUGAUGGAAAUGUGGGGAUAUUUGGGAUUAUCUUGUGUGGGCCCUCGGUUUCUUCAUGCUUUGGAAAAGAGCAACUAAUUACUUUCAAGGCAAGUGUCACUUGUGUUCAGUGUGAGUGUGUAAUUGUGUAUUGUAUUUGAGUGAGAAUUGAGGGGGUGUAAACCUCAAUUAUUGAGAGUGGUUCAACUUCUUUGUUUGUAUUUGUUCAUUGUUAGUAUCAUCCUGGUCUCUGGUAUUUGACAACUUCGAGAUGGUAGUCAAUUUCACAACCACCAAUUACUAACUAAUUCUCUCACUUCUCAUGUAUUUGACAAAUGUAGUAGGGAGGAUAGGCACAAUAUUGAGAGUUGUACUUUUCGGUGGAGCUUAUUUCACAAUAUGAGUUAAAAAAAAAUUGAGCCAA
Camellia sinensis is the source of this 2631-nucleotide messenger RNA. Its product is annotated as protein NRT1/ PTR FAMILY 1.2. Gene Ontology annotation, cellular component: membrane. Gene Ontology annotation, biological process: transmembrane transport. The record is from RefSeq and is a predicted model, not a curated record. NCBI's taxonomy places the organism in Eukaryota, Viridiplantae, Streptophyta, Magnoliopsida, Ericales, Theaceae. Gene Ontology annotation, molecular function: transmembrane transporter activity.